Beta vulgaris subsp. vulgaris (sugar beet) is the source of this 2578-nucleotide messenger RNA. RefSeq lists its product as uncharacterized. NCBI's taxonomy places the organism in Eukaryota, Viridiplantae, Streptophyta, Magnoliopsida, Caryophyllales, Amaranthaceae. The coding region runs from base 537 to 1856 and encodes 439 amino acids. The transcript is spliced from 6 exons. The record is from RefSeq and is a predicted model, not a curated record.
CUCGAAGGAUAUUCCUUUACUAGUUUACUGUUUCCAAGUCUUUAGGGGAUUCAUCAGUCAGUCCAAUUUAAAGCCAAGCCAUUUAUACUUUGGAGGGCUUUACUUCUACGCGAACAGCCGCUUUUUCCGGCACCACCACUCUGUCACUCACCCACCAAACCCAAAGUAAUUACCAUAUCUUAAACACAAUUUACACAACCUUUUUUUCUCCGAAGAAAACGCAUUUUCAGGUCUUCAUCUUCCUUCUGUUUUCUCUGUGUUUAAUCAUCAAACGACAGAGAAAACAUAGAACAUAACAUAAUUUUGAACAUCAGGAAGAAAGGCCUUUGACCGUUUUAGGGAAAUCUUCUUUAGCCACUUGGGGUUUGUUUAUAGCAAGAUCGGGCUGUCGACAAUCUUGACAGCCCGAUAUUAUUGAACGCGGUCAAAAGUCCAGGUGAUCUCUGGCUGUUAUCUUCGCUUCGUGGGUUACUUUGAUUGGUGAUCUAUUUGAGUUUCUAUGAGCAUAUAGCUUGAUAUUGAUCUUGUUCAGCAUCAUGGCUUCCUUGUCUGGAGUUCAACGGCCUCUAUUUACAGCUGCUGCUGUAGCUGUGGCAUCUGUUACAACUGAUCUUCCCAACAAGUUAACGAAUUCUAAACAAACUGAACCUUCUGUUGCUUCUGAAUCAUUGGCUUCACGGUCCCAUGACUCAGCCUCAAGUUCAGAAAUUUCAUGGGUGUCUAACAUUUCAGUCUCCAAGCUUGCAAGAUUAUCCUUCGUGUCCAGAAUUCGUGUACCAGUGCCUAAUAUCAACUAUGAUCGGAUGCCAAAGUCGAGUUGUGGUUUUGUUCGAAAUGCGGUGGCAUCAUCUCAUGCAUUUGUUAACCUUUACCAGUCUGCUGAGUUGGCCAAGGCCUCGAAACCCAAAUCGUAUUCUUAUUCUAGUCCAAGUGUGCCUUCCGAGGAUUUGUACAGAUGGCAUUUGCCAGAACCUAUGACAGUCGAUGUUGCUGGCAAGUCAAGUUGUUCCUCUGCAAAGUCUAGGACAGUGGUGGUUUUGCUGGGAUGGUUGGGAGCAAAGCAGAAGCAUUUGACUAAAUAUGCAGAAUGGUAUACUUCAAAGGGCUUUCAUGUAAUCACCUUCACUUUUCCAAUGUCUGAGGUUCUCAGCUACCAGAUUGGUGGGAAAGCUGAGCAGGAUGUGGAGUUGCUCGUAGAUCAUCUAGCUGAUUGGCUAGAGGAGGAGCAUGGCAAGAAUCUUGUUUUCCACACCUUCAGCAACACUGGUUGGUUAACAUAUGGAGUAGCUCUAGAGAAGUUUCAGAAACAGGACCCUUCUUUAGUAGGCAGAAUCAAAGGCUGUGUUGUGGAUUCGGCUCCAGUUGCAGCCCCUGAUCCUCAGGUAUGGGCUUCAGGUUUUUCUGCUGCUUUUCUGAAAAAGCAAAGUGUAGCUACAAAGGGGUUAUCAACCUCAUGUGAUUCAGCCGAGGGAUCUGUUGUCGCAAGAACUGUUAUUGAGCCAAAACCUGCAGUGACUGAAACAGCUUUACUUGUACUUUUGGAGAAUUUCUUUAAAGUUGUAUUAAACAUUCCUCCAGUGAACAGGAGACUAACUGAUGUUAUGAGACUGCUGUCGUCUAGGCAGCCAAGCUGCCCGCAGUUAUAUAUCUACAGCUCUUCGGACAGGGUUAUCCCUGCAAGCUCUGUUGAGUCAUUUAUAGAGCAGCAGAGAAAAUCUGGUCAUGAGGUCAGAUCUUGCAACUUUAUCUCCACACCUCAUGUAGAUCACUUCCGGAAUGACCCACAAUUGUAUACUUCUCAGCUUACCCAAUUUUUAGAAGAUUGUGUACUUAAAUGUCGCAAGGGAUCUCUCUGAACAGAAACAAACCCAUUGAUAAAUGUCGCAAGGGAUCUCUCUGAACAGAAACAAACCCAUUGAUUCUUUCAUACAAACUUGUACAAGAUUUUACAGAUGAUAGAUAGGUUAAUUGUUGAAGAUGUUAAACACAAGGGUAGUAGGAUUUACCCUGAAGUCUCUUGUAAGUUGCAACAAUUUAUACAAAAUGUAUAAAGCUAUUAAACGUCAAUAUUAUGAAGAGUUCGGUAUUUGGAGAACUAUAACCCACUGCACAUAGAGACCGGGGCACUUUGGCAAAUAUUUGGUUCAAUGGGGAAGAUGGACAAUUAUUUGAUUCCAAAUUCAGAGUGAUGUUUUGAUAGAUGACUCUUCUAUAGAGUUCAUUAAUAUCCGAACUCAUUAAUUUACCUUGUCUAUUUGAAUGAUCGGUCUCAACUCGGGAGGAAGAACCAGUAAUAGACACAAUGAAGAAGCUUUGGUUCAAUCUGAGUGAGUUAGAAUUGUGCCAGGCUCAUAUUACUAACUUGACCUCCUUGUGUCACCCAUCAUCAAUCUUUUCUUCUUUUCUAACCGAAUCGAGACGAGCACCCUGUGUGCUUGGCUAAUAUAAAAUUCUUACUGAACCAAUAUAUGAACCAGCAUAAGAUAAUCUCCCAUGAAUGGCUUUAAAGAAAAGAAAGAGAAAACUCGGGCAAAAAUGAGACGAACACUUAGCAACUACUUUGUUCUUUUUUUUCUAA